Molecule: messenger RNA, 8422 nt
Organism: Paramuricea clavata
Lineage: Eukaryota; Metazoa; Cnidaria; Anthozoa; Malacalcyonacea; Plexauridae
Source: the annotation of a GenBank genome assembly
AUGCAUUACGGAUCCAAAGCGUUUAGUAAAUCUGCCGAACUUGAAACAAUAACAGCCAUAGGUACCCGAGGUAAAAUUGAACUUGGAAACACCCAGAUGAGUGUUCUCGAUAUCAUUGAGCUGGAUGCUUUGUAUCGUUGUAAAUGUGAGUAAACGUCGUUUGUAUUUGAAUUAUCUUCCUUUAUUUAGUGUCCAGUCUUCUUGUGUAUUGCCUCUAUGGCUCAUCAGGGUUUCCAAAAGCGGCCGGCUAUCAAAUUUUGGUCACAUGCAAGGGGGGGGGGGGGUAGCCAUAUUGUGAGAAAGGGGGAUCACACAACAUUUUGUAAAAAAUUUAAAAAAUGGUUCCACCUGCUGCAAACUUUCUGAAAGUUGUCGAAACCAUUUCUUUCAUCGGGACAAUUUUACUUAGGAGUGAUAAAAACAUGUUUUGAAAAAUUUUUAAAUUUUGGUCAAAUUUUUAAAAAAAUUUAAAAAGGGGGGAUACUAUGUUGUAAAAUGAUAUAUUGAGCUUAUUUCUGUGUUGGUGUUGUGUACUCAGGUGAAUAUGAUAUUUGUGAUGUUACUCUGAGUGUAUAUCCACACCGGGCGAGCUUGAAAAUUAUGCCCGGCCACGGUGGGAAUCGAACCUGAUCGGCCACGGUGGGAAUUGAACCUGGGAAUUGAACCUGGGAAUUGACACAACAAACUUUUUGAAAAAUUUUUGCUCCCAAUUAUUCAAAAUUUACCUUCAAUGUCGUUUGUCGUUGAUAUGGUUUGAUUAGGCGACAGAAUUGUGUCGGUGCACUGCGAGAUGUUCAAACAUGAAAAUUUUUGCAAUUUUUGUGUAGCCAACAAAGUGAACGAAUGGACACCGUGGAGUUCUUACAGCCCUUGUGAUGACCGCUGUUAUAAAAACAGACAAAGAUUUUGCUAUGGCAAGACUCCCACAUCUUGCGGAGGGAAUCCCAACCCUUAUGGAGUCGACAGUCAAUAUGUGAAAUGUUCCAGCGAUGAGUGCCCGCGUAAGUGGAACUAGUAUGAUAAGUUCUUAUGUAUCUAAGGGAGCGGGCAUUAUUGAUGGCGGCGGCUGGGAGGGAGGGGGGCGCGCACCGAAUAGAAAUGUUUUUCUUGCUAGAAAUAUUGCUGAUCCGACCAUUAAAAAGUCAAACAAAAAUUUUUACCUAACCUCAAAUAUCAGUUGACAAAUAAAUACCCAUCUCCAGACCAAAAACGUUACAAAGUGGUACCAUUCAGCUGUCACACAUUUCCUUUACCACUUCUGUGACAUGAGUUUGAUACCUGCUUGUGCAAUUUUCUGCAGUCUAAAGUUUUAUGUGGUCUGCAUAUGUAUUUUCUUCAGAGACACCAUUUGCCUCCUGACAAAUGGUAAACUGAUCAAGAUAGUGACUCUGAUUGAUUUACAUGCUAUGUUGAUAUAUGACUGUUGACAUUGCUUUUUAGUCUUUAAUAUUUGAGUGACUCGUGCUUCGGAAAUGACAAUAAAUUUUUAUUACCCAACCCUUGAGUCGUUUUGUUUUUCAUUUAAUUUUUAUUACCCAAACCCUUGAGUUGUUUUGUUUUUCAUUUACCCAACCUUUUACUCACUCAAAUGUUUUGUUUACCCAACCCUUUUCUCUUCGGUGCCACCUCUCGCCAUAAAUAAUGACCGCUCCCUAAUCGGAUAAGCACGCGCAGAAAAAUUUUAUUAUAAAAUAAAUCACGAGGAAUUGUGACGUUGGCUGUAAUUUUCAUACGCCAAAAUGACAGCCGUACACAACUAAUCGUAUUUUUUGGACAGGCCUUUAAUAAGUUUCUAACUGUUGAAGAGAUUUGUUGAUGGAAAUGUUUCAAGUGGAAUUUUUAUACAUUUAUUCGACCUAACCAGAACAGUUGCAAAAAAUGCGAUUAUAGGCUUUCUUGUAGCUUUAAAUUUUCAUCAUUUUGUUACAUAAAAAUUUGGAAAACUGUAACAAAAGUCUAUAUUUUAAUACGUAUCGUAGAUUUUGUAAUUUAAUGUUCUAUUCAGGCUUUUAGCCAGGGUUCUAAAAGAGGGCGUCCAAUUUUGACAUAACGAUACAUCUAUAGUGAAGAGGGGUAUGGGGGUUCGAGAAAACGUUCCUUUGGAAAAUUGUUACUUCUUGUUAGUAUCUUUCCAACCUCGUUUGAAAUUUUUUGAACACACUUGGCUUUGUGAGUUUGUGCCACUAUUGCCUCUUUACUUAACUACGACAUUUUCGUUCCGCCAGGUACGCCAUCAAAUUGAUCAAAAUGUCAAAUGUAUAAUAAUAAUGAGAAUUGAAGCUAUUUCGUUUCGGAUAUAUUAAUAUACUUAGGGAAUCAUUGAAAAUAAUUUCCCUUUUCCCCCAGAAUUUGGGCGUCCAAAGGCGUCCACUUUUUGUUCUAGGGGCGUCCCAGGACGCCUGGACGCCCUUCUGGCUAUAAGCCUGGUUCAAUUUUUACUUUGUCUUCUUUACGUUUAGUCAAAAUCGACGGAAAUUGGGGUGAAUGGACUCCCUGGAGCGCUUGUUCACACAGCUGUAACGAAGGCAAGAGAUUACGUACAAGAAAGUGCGACAAUCCUGAACCAAAAAAUAAAGGAAAGCCUUGUAAAGGUUCAUCAGAACAUAAAAUUCUUUGUGUUCAACCUAGAUGUAAUCUCGGUAAGUGGUGAAACGCGUAUUGUUAGAUGAAAAUUGUUAUUGUUCGUCUUGUGCUAUCGUGUUGUGUUGUGUUCUAUUGUCUGUUCUAAUCUGUUCUCUGUUUUAAUCUGUUCUCUGUUUUAAUCUGUUCUCUGUUCUACUUUGUUCUCUGUCUGUUCUCUGUGCUAAUCUGUUCUCUGUUUUAAUCUGUUCUCUGUUCUAAUUUGUUCUCUGUUCUAAUCUGUUUUGUUCUAUUUGUUCUCUGUCUGUUCUCUGUUUUAAUCUGUUCUGUUCUAAUCUGUUCUCUGUUCUAAUCUGUUCUCUGUUCUAAUCUGUUCUCUGUUCUAAUCUGUUUUCUGUUCUAAUCUGUUCUCUGUUCUAAUCUGCUCUCUGUCCUAAUCUGUUCUCUAGCUGUUCUAAUCUGUUCUCUGUUCUAAUCUUUUCUGUUCUGUUCUGUUCUGUUUUAAUCCCAAUCUGUUCUGUUCUGUUCUGUUCUAAUCCCAAUUUGCUCUAAUCUCAAUCUGUUCUAAUCCCAAUCUGUUCUAAUCCCAGUCUGUUCUUUUCUGUUGUAGUCCCAUUCUAUUGUAUUCUAAUUCUAUUGUAUUCUAAUUUUAUUCCAUAUUAUUCUAUUCUAUUUUAUUAACUACUAUCGCAUUGUUCUAUUCAAUUCUAUAUAUUAUAUCUUAUUGAAUUAUUUCACAAUACAUAGUCGUUUUAACUGAAAAUUUGAACCGUUUCUCUGUAGAUUUCGAUGACACAGACUUCCGUGAUGGAAGAUUUGGAAUGUGGGAGAAUGAUAUCUAUGACACACCUGGCUUGAAUUGGAUUAUUGGUAAGGGUAAUACACCCACAGAAGGGACUGGUCCUCAUGGAGACCACACUACAAAGAAAGGUGAUGAAAUGAACUAAACUAUAGUACACACUUAAUGUAUGCUCUCGAGGGAAAUUAAUGUUGAGGAAAACAAAACUAACUAUUCGGGUAGGCUCGCAGUAGCUCGGAAGAGUGAUUUUCAUUGGCUCGAUUUGACAAUUGCUUUUGUGUUUACAACAAUGAAUUGCUUCGUUCUUUAGAAAACCCCCAUCCAAUUGGAGACGACCUUCCGAGGUACUGCGAGGCUUCCCAACUAUUCAUUUCUGUGUGUGUUUGUGUUAUAUACUCAGAGGAAUAUGAUGUUUGUGGUGUUAAUCUGAGUGUUUAUCCACACCGGGCAAGCUGAAAAGUUUGCUUGACCACGGUGGGAAUCGAACCCGCGACCUUUGAGUUACUAGUCCAAUGCUCUAACAACUGAGCUACGAGGUCAAGUCUGUGUGGAUGCACACUCAGUUGAUAUCGAGAAAGGGCCCUGCUGUCUGUCUUACCUCUAACCAAAAUUAACUUGCCUAUUUCUUAUGUGUAGAUUUUUACCUCUACGUGGAGUCCACUGGCCGACGAGAAAACGACGUUGCUCGUCUUAUGAGUAAAACCUUGCCUCAAACUAGUCCAAACACAAAAUGUUUCAAAUUCUUCUAUUAUAUGUUUGGUCGCUCGAUCGGAUCCCUCACAGUGCGUUUGAUCCCCGAAGGUGAACAACAGCAGGUCUUGUUUACCAAGCGAGGUUCUCAAAGUGGCAAAUGGAAAUCGGCAGAGUUGACGUUAAACACGGCGAAGCCUUAUCAGGUAUAUUUAACAAUUACUGAAUGAGAUUGAGCACGAUAUGAAGAAUUAUCAAGCCCGAAGUUUGCCGUUAUCAACCGAGGCCGAAGGCUGAGGUUGAUAACUGCAAACUGAGGGCUUGAUAAUUCUUCAUAUUGUGCGAAAACCGAAUUCAAUAAUUGUUUUAUUAUUUAUUUAAAAAAUUCAAAACAAACAUUUGUAUUUUAUUUGUAUUAAGAAAAAAACAAUUCCUUAGUUCUUCGGCAGCCGUCGUCGCGUCAUAUCAAUGGCGUCAGCGAGUCAAUGUGAUUCUCGUCGUCAUAGUAAUCAGUAUGGCGCAAACGCGUCCAAAUUUUUUUCAUAUUGACUCUUUGACGUCAUUUUGCUAAUAUGAAUGUGAAAAAUCCGUAUUUGGUUAGCCAUUCAGGUGAUAUGACAAUUUCACAGUUGACUGUUAGCCAAUCAGAAACCGGGAAUUUUUUAAAUAAAUAAUAAUAAUUAUUAUCGGUGGGUGUCGUGCAAACGGAGGACACAUACCUAACUAAUGGUCCAGUAUUUUCAAUAGUAAUUAUAUUUAGAAAUGCUGGAAAUGUGAGACGUUCUCUGGUUUGAAAUAUUUAUUUAUCACCAGCUUUUGGCUCCCAGACUGCAGCCUUCAGUCUGGUAGACUUUAGCCUUCAGCUUGCAGCCUUUGGUAGACUUUAUAACUAUGCCCGCGGUUAAAGGCUGCAGCCGAAAGCUCGUGGUAAAUAAAUAUUUCCAACCAGAGAACGUCUCAAAAAUCAUUAAGUAAUUAUAUUAUUGAUUAUCGCUAUCGACAGUGUUUUGAUCUACAGCGUUCCGAUCUGAGUUAAAAAUGGUUUCAAAUUGAUAAAAAUGGUCCCUGAAUUGAAAUUUUCAAGCUGAAAUUGUCUAUACCGAAAAUUCAGGUUGUUUAGACCAUUAGGACAGGAAACAUGUGUAAAACUAGUUUAGAACUCAUGUAUAUCCACAUUUGAUAGAGAAGAAUAUUUAGAGUAUAAUGUAUAUAGUUUCACCUAUGACUUUCAUGGCGUGUUUAUUGUAUAUACCUGUUUUCGAUGUAUUAUUUAAAGCACGAGUAUGAAUGUUUCAGAACCAUCCUCAGAGAUACGAAAACCUUUCCUCAUGAACUAUUAAUGAGUUUUUAAAUAGUACAUAAACAUGAUUUACCAUACUCUUAAACAAAUAUUUCGAGAGUCUUUGUUUUAAAAGCAGCGACUUGGAUUAUAUUUUCUGAUUUUGCUAUCUCAAUCAUCGCGUUUUUAAGCCAUAUUUUGUGGUCAUAUACCGUAGAAUAGAUACCAUGCAAAUAGUGAAUUAUAUAAAAUAUUUUUACAUGUUGUAGCUGGUUUUCGAAGCCACGCUUGGCAAACCACCUUACUCUGAUAUCGCCAUUGACGACGUCUUUAUAGAUGAUGGGAACUGUGGUAAGAAUCAUAAGCAAUCAUUAUAUCAUACUUUCCUAUCUGUCAUUUGAGACACGCAACAUGAAUAUACAGUCAAGUAUAAUUUGUUGUUCCAUACGUAAUAUGUAAUCAUGGUAUGACGAUCGAAUUUUUCAUUUUUUUACUCACUUUUGAGGAACAUUUGAAAAAGGCAAAUUAAACACUUUUUACACCUCGCGUUUCCCGUGAAUAACUGCUGACUAUAAAGCAGAAAUUGUUAGGGACAGACCAUUAGAAAAGUGAAAAAAAAAUUAUUCCCAGAAAAAAAUUAGGAAAAAAUAUCUUCCCAGGCAGAGUGCAAAAAAAAAUCCCUAGCUUGGAAGAUAAGAUAUGCCUGUAAAUUUCACUUAAAAAAAUAUUUCCAGCCAUCAAGUGAGAAAAAAAAAUUACUUCUAUAGGUGUACAAAAAUAUAUAUUGCCUCUUAGAAAAUCCCCCCCCCCCCCAUCACUUUUCUAAUGGUCCGUCCCUUAGAAAGAGUUAUUGUUGAAACGAUUCAGCCCCUACAAAUGACGUCACAACACAUUACGUCACAACACAUUUUAAUCCUGAAAUUUCAGUGGAUAUAUAUGAUCUAGUUUGUUAUUUUUUUCAGACUGCAAAGAUAAAUAUGUGGUGUGUAAAUACUGGAUGAAGGGUGGAUACUGUAAAAAGGCGUUUCUUUACAUGUAUUUGUUCUGCCCAAAAUCUUGCAAUUUCUGUGGUAAGCAUCAAGCAGUAGUAUUGCGUCAUUCUGGAUUAAACUACUAAGUUAACUUGAAUGACUUAGAUUCUUAUACUUCACUUGGUGGAAUUAAUAUUAGGAUGUUAGGGUUUGUAAUCCAAGUGAGAAUAUAUACAUUUUAAGACCUAACCAGGAACGACUGCGAAAGGUCUUAAAAUGGUUAGGUCUUAAAAUGUAUAUAUUCUCACUUGGAUUACAAACCCUAACAUCCUAAUAUUAAUUCCACCAAGUGAAGUGCAAGAAUCUAAGUCAUUCAAGUCCACCUUAUCACAACCCGCACACCCGAUUACCUAUAUAUACAUGAACUUACGGUUACAGCUCAACAGCUGGCCUCUGUAGCUCAGUUGGUUAGAGCGCUGCACCGGAAUCCAGGGCCGUAGGUUCAAUUCCUACCAGAGGACCUUGUGCUGCAUUUUUCGCAGUCGUUCCUGGUUAGGUCUUAAAAUGUAUAUAUUCUCACUUGGAUUACAAACCCUAACAUCCUUAUACUAAGUUAAGCCUCUUUUCAAUUCAUCGCAAGGGGUCUACCAUUUUUGGCUACUAUCUGACUUUAUUUACACUGGAUAGCUUUAUCAGUUCUAAACAGUUUUCCCUAGAGGUCCACUAAGGGUAAUCGCUUAUUGAUCCUGUGUUACUGCAGAAAUAAACCCAAACUAAACUUACAAUCUUUAUUUCUACUGGAUAGUUCUGUCAGUUCUAAACAGUUCUUUCUAGAAAUCCAGUAAAGGGUCAUCUCUUGAUGAUCCAGUGUUACUGCAGAAAGAAACCUAGACUAAACUAACUUUGUUUUUACUGGAUAGCUCUAUCAGUCCUAAACUGUUCUCCCUAUAAAAGGUCCAGUAAGGGUCAUACCUUAUUGAUCCAGUGUUACUGCAGGAGGAAACCUAAACUAAACCACCUGUAUUUAUACUGGAUUAGCUAUAUCAGUUUCAACUGCUCUUCACUGUUCGAAGUCCAGCGAUGUUCAUGAAUAUUUUGGGUAUAUUAUCUCCAGGAAUAAACAGGAGAUACCCUGUGGUUCAAACCGGAAUCACUCCUCUUACAUGAGACUUGAGGCGAAUUAGAAUGAGACAAUUGCAUAUAUAGCAGGAAUCAGACUCCAAUCACAGCUUGCCAACAUGGACUGAUGAUUGUGCCAUGUUUAUAAAUUCAGGUUGUCAAGAUGACCCCGUGUGGAACUGUAAAAGAUGGUCUUUGAAAGAAUGUAAAAAGAACCCAAUAUGGAUGGAAGUCUAUUGUCCUGUGACCUGUCAAGCUUGCGGUGAGUAAAACAGAUAUGACUUGUAUUAUAGUCUGUCAAAAUAUGAUGGUCUGGGAGCCAGGUAAACUUCAAAGCCACAAAAUAGAAGAUCUUUGUUUGAUGUUGAACUGUACCUCACCAUGCACAAAACCUUUGUCUCAACUUCAUUAAAUAUUAUUCAUCGUGGUUGCACGUUUCAUCUCAGCUAUCCCUAUUGGACGAUUACUUCAUUAUACGAAAAUACAAUGAGUUCAAAUUAACAUAAACUCAGACAAAAACCUUACACAAUGACUUCUGUUCAGUUUCCAGGCCAUGGGCAGUUGGGCACUGCCAUGAAAUGGGCAGUUGUCCAACGUGCAUGUUGAUAUACAAUCAGUUACAAAAGUUUUUGGACAAUCCUGCAAUAUAUAACUAGGUGUACACAACAUCAACAAGCUCUCCACCCCUCCCCCCCUGUCCCCGUUCAAUUAAACAAUUUUGGGGAAAUGUAAUAGGGAAAAUAGGUCAACUAGCUAGCUAAUUGCCUUAAUCCAAAAGUGAAUUCGAUAAGGCACUAGGGGCACACACAUACCCCUCCUCCCAGUAAUUCCAUCCAUCCAUGCAAUUUAUUUUAUUUUAUCUCUCCUAUAGGUUGUUAUGAUAAGAAUAUCUGGUGUCAUUAUUGGCAACGUUUGGGACAAUGUGAAAAAAAUCCUGGCUAUAUGAAACUUUACUGCCGUAAAGCUUGCAAACUUUGCACGUGA